Messenger RNA from Nematolebias whitei (Rio pearlfish), 756 nucleotides. RefSeq names its product sporozoite surface protein 2-like. The record is from RefSeq and is a predicted model, not a curated record. NCBI's taxonomy places the organism in Eukaryota, Metazoa, Chordata, Actinopteri, Cyprinodontiformes, Rivulidae.
AUGAAGCGGCACCACAACAACCACAACAACCAGAGCAACCAAAACAACCAGAGCAACCAAAACAACCAGAACAACCACAACAACCAGAGCAACCACAACAACCAGAACAACCACAACAACCAGAGCAAACACAUGAAGCGGCACCACAACAACCACAACAACCAGAGCAACCAAAAACAACCAGAGCAACCAGAACAACCAGAGCAACCACAACAACCAGAACAACCAGAGCAACCAGAGCAACCACAACAACCAGAACAACCACAACAACCAGAGCAACCAGAACAACCAGAGCAACCACAACAACCAGAACAACCACAACAACCAGAACAACCAGAGCAACCAGAGCAACCACAACAACCAGAACAACCAGAGCAAACACAUGAACAGCACCAAAACAAACCACAAAAACCAGAGCAACCACAACAACCAGAACAACCACAACAACCAGAACAACCAGAGCAACCAAAACAACCAGAGCAACCACAACAACCAGAGAAACCACAACAACCAGAGAAACCACAACAACCAGAACAAUCACAACAACCAGAAGCAACCACAACAAUCACAACAACCAAAACAAACCACAACAACCAGAGCAACCACAAAAACCAGAACAACCCGCAACAACCAGAACAACCAGAGAAACCACAACAACCAGAGCAACCACAACAAUCACAACAACCAAAACAAACCACAACAACCAGAACAACCAGAGAAACCACAACAACCACAGCGACCAGAGCAAACACAUGA